This is a messenger RNA of Necator americanus (New World hookworm), 456 nucleotides long. RefSeq lists its product as uncharacterized. The record is from RefSeq and is a predicted model, not a curated record. The coding region runs from base 1 to 456 and encodes 151 amino acids. NCBI's taxonomy places the organism in Eukaryota, Metazoa, Nematoda, Chromadorea, Rhabditida, Ancylostomatidae. The transcript has a single exon.
AUGAGGACUCUUAAGCUUCAGCUCGACUACGUUCUGGCGAGAAACAUUCCUCAGUCAGAUCUUCGAAAAUCUAGAGUUAUUUGGGAAGUCGCAUUCGACUCUGACCACCGUCCAGUUCUCCUCAGCUUCAAGAUACGGUUCCACAAGAGAAACCGAGGAGUUCCUCUUCAACCGAAAAUCGACAUGGCACGUCUGAAAGACGAGGAAUGCAGAAAAUUCAACGUUUGUCUAUUCACGUUAGUAGGACCAGGAAGAAGCUACAUGCGGAUUCCUUCACAGAGUUCAUCUAGGAGGGAAACAAGGAAAACGCUCCCGGUUCUAUUGCCGCGGAAGAAGUUUGCCUUUGCAUCUGCGGAAACAAAAUCCACGUACAAUUCUGUAUGUGUCGCGCGCAGCGCUGGUGACUUCAACCAGGAAAAGGGUCUUAGAAGGAAGCUGCGUCGUCAACUGCAAUAA